Messenger RNA from Ostertagia ostertagi, 261 nucleotides. Lineage: Eukaryota; Metazoa; Nematoda; Chromadorea; Rhabditida; Trichostrongylidae. The record is from the annotation of a GenBank genome assembly.
AUGUCACAGGAUUCGAACAAACGUCGCGAGUACGAUUGCUGGCUCAGGGAGCAACAAUAUCGGAAAGAAAAAGGAACUGUUGCGGAGCGAAUAGAGAUCGGUUUCGAAGAAUCAGACCCGAUUUUUGAGUCUUGCCGUUGUGGUGAUUACUAUAACAUUACUUCUGAAGAGGUCCAGAAAAUCGUUGACGUUGGCAUUUUCGAGUGCGCCUCGUGCUCUCUUUGCCUUGAAGUUUCAAGGACAGCCCUUAAUAGCACGUAA